UAACACUUCGUGAGGUGCCGGUUGUGCUGUAAGUCGGCGCGCUGGCACCAGUGAUUGAGAACCCGCCCCCGUCCAGAACCCUCUGCUGAGGCCACUCGCGCAGUCUCCAUGUCCAACACCAGCGCAACCGGCACUCAUCUCUAUCUUCACAAGGAGCCUCGUCAUCUGGUCGUCCUGCUUCCUCCACAUCUAUCACUCCCUCUGCACCUGAUUGCAGGUACACUUCCACAGGGAACCCAUCACCCAUUCCCCCCAUCGUUGUCUUCUCCAGAGCGCAGCACCAUUGGAUUAGAUGGUUGUUCCACUCCUCCACGCGCCAACACCCUGGAUCGCUUACGUUCUGGUCCACGCGAUGCAAUCCCAAUCGUCGGCAAGCCUCCACGCAAACAGCGCAGCAGCCGCUUCGUUGUCACUGAAAAGGUCGACAUUGAAAAAUUGCCUCACGCGUUCCCUACAGACCUGUAUCGCGCCAAACUCAACUUGUCCCCAGAACAACUCAUGCCUGCCCAUUUGACUCGCCUGCACGCGACCCCCCUUCCCAUAACCUUCGUCAUGUCACUUGCGCUUCCGCGACGCUAUCUCUCGCGUCCUUAUUCCCUGGCUGAACUCCGUCCGGUUCUUCGUUGGUCAAGUGACGCUCCUCGACAAAACCAUUGGCGUACAGUUCAUGUACAACCCAUAUGAUCCUGUCUCAGGCGUAAACGCUCUCCUUCCCCAUCGUCCACAUCACUCAGCGUUCACAGCCCACGUACGACACCUACUCACCUGGCGACCCGAUCAUGCUGCACCACCCGUCGUCGACGUUCCUUUCGCGAAGGCUAAAGAGGUGCGCCCACUCCAUUUUUACCACUCUCUUGGGUGUCUCA
Suillus clintonianus is the source of this 866-nucleotide messenger RNA. RefSeq lists its product as uncharacterized. Bases 109 to 684 code for a protein of 191 amino acids. The record is from RefSeq and is a predicted model, not a curated record. Lineage: Eukaryota; Fungi; Basidiomycota; Agaricomycetes; Boletales; Suillaceae. The transcript is spliced from 3 exons.